AUGGCAAGAAACUCCAGGUUCCUCAUCAGUGUUGUUAGUAGGACUCAAGGACUGACUGAUGCACCUACCUUUUUAUCUGAGUGUUAUGGAUGUGAGAAUUGCAAUUACUUUUUAGAUCAUACGGAGCUGCUUUAUUCUGUGGAUCUUGCUCCAUGGGUACCAGUUGUGGGUCUGGAAAUUCAUGCACAGAUCAGUUCCAACUCAAAACUUUUUUCUGGUUCCCAAGUCCAGUUUGCAGCACCUCCUAACUCUUUGGUAUCGUUCUUUGAUGCUUCUUUACCAGGAACUUUACCAGUUCUCAACAGGAGAUGUGUAGAAGCAGCAGUGAUGACAGGCCUGGCACUCAACUGCAGCAUAAACAAGAAGUCCUUGUUUGACAGAAAACACUAUUUCUAUGCAGAUCUGCCUGCUGGCUAUCAAAUCACUCAGCAACGAGUUCCUAUUGCAGUGAAUGGAAGUCUGUCAUACAGUCUCUGCAUAGACAACAAAAUGAGCCAGAUGGUGACCAAAACUGUGAGGAUUAAACAAAUUCAGUUGGAGCAAGACAGUGGAAAGAGUCUCCACGAUGACACAAGGAGCCAGACUCUCGUUGACUUGAAUAGGGCUGGAGUCGGCCUCAUGGAGGUUGUUAUGGAGCCUGAUAUGUGCUGUGGGGAAGAAGCAGCUGCAGCAGUCAGAGAGCUUCAGCUCAUUCUUCAAACGCUUGGGAGCAGCCAGGCAGUCAUGGCAGAGGGUCAGCUGAGAGUGGAUGCCAAUGUUUCUGUGCAUCACCCUGGAGAGCCUUAUGGAGUGAGGACUGAAGUGAAGAAUAUCAAUAGCAUACGAUUCCUGGCAAAAGCAGUAGACUAUGAAAUACAGAGGCAAAUUGAAGAACUUGAAAAAGGAGGAACAAUUCUGAAUGAAACAAGAGCCUUUGAUUCCAAGCUUGGGUGCACUGUAUCAAUGAGAGACAAAGAAGGAAAACAGGAUUAUCGGUUCAUGCCAGAGCCAAACCUUCCUCCAUUGAUUCUGUACGAUACUAAAUCUUUGCCAGCUAAUCUGAACCAUCAGCAAGUGGUAAAUAUUGAUUGGAUUCAUGAGAGACUUCCUGACCUCCCCAGUGUGAAGAGAGCAAAGCUUGUUGAACAGUAUGGAAUUCUUCCUGAACACAGCUUCACCUUAUUGAAUGAAGACGGAUUAACAGAAUUCUUUGAAAAUGUGGUAAAAGAGACCCAGAUGAAGCCAAAGAAAGUGAUCGGCUGGAUUCUAAAUGACCUGCUCAGUUAUUUGAAACAACAUUCCCUUACAGUAAAGGAAAGCCCAGUCAGUUCUUUUCUCCUGGCUGACCUUCUGAACCUUCUAGAAAAAAAAGAAAUUUCUUCUACAGCAGCAAAGCAGGUGCUUGCGGAAUUGUGGAAGGGAGAAGGGAAGACUCCUCUUGAAAUUGUUAAAGAAAAGAAACUUGAACUGAUACAGGAUCAAAACGAGCUUGAACAGAUCUGCCAGGCGGUGAUUGAUGGACAAGAAAAUGAGGUUAUGGCAAUAAAAGCAGGAAAUCGAAAAGUUCUAAAUAAGUUAAUUGGCCUGGUACAAAGAGAAACACAAGGACGAUCCAAUCCUGUUCUGGUGAAGCAAUUAUUAGAGAAGAAGCUGUCAGAGUAG
This is a messenger RNA of Nipponia nippon (crested ibis), 1641 nucleotides long. Lineage: Eukaryota; Metazoa; Chordata; Aves; Pelecaniformes; Threskiornithidae. The record is from RefSeq and is a predicted model, not a curated record.